This is a messenger RNA of Habropoda laboriosa, 388 nucleotides long. It is a transcript of the gene Polr3K, whose product is annotated as DNA-directed RNA polymerase III subunit RPC10. The coding region runs from base 1 to 327 and encodes 108 amino acids. Gene Ontology annotation, molecular function: zinc ion binding; DNA-directed RNA polymerase activity; nucleic acid binding. The transcript is spliced from 2 exons. The record is from RefSeq and is a predicted model, not a curated record. NCBI's taxonomy places the organism in Eukaryota, Metazoa, Arthropoda, Insecta, Hymenoptera, Apidae. Gene Ontology annotation, biological process: DNA-templated transcription; termination of RNA polymerase III transcription. Gene Ontology annotation, cellular component: RNA polymerase III complex.
AUGUUAAUGUUUUGUCCGACAUGCGGCAAUGUGCUUCGUGUAGAAGAAGCUUUAGCAGGAUUGCGUUUUUCAUGUAACACGUGUCCAUACGUAUUUAAUAUCGCGAGAAGAGUGAGCAGUCGUACGUAUCCGAAAUUAAAAGAAGUCGACGAUGUGCUAGGUGGAAGCGCUGCUUGGGAAAACGUUGAUUCAACAGAGGAACGGUGCCCGAAGUGUUCGAAUUCUCGAGCAUAUUUUAUGCAAAUUCAAACGAGAUCUGCUGAUGAACCUAUGACAACAUUUUAUAAAUGUUGCAAUCCCCAAUGUGGUCACAACUGGCGCGAUUAAUAAAGUUUCAUUUCUUACUCAAUGGACAAAGAACAUACGUGAGUAUAAGAUCCUUGGGCCC